AAAAAUACUAAAAUGACAGGUGACACAAGGUGUUGGUUUAUAAAGUUUGUUUGGUUUGGAAGAAAAACCGAAAAAACAGAGUCCCAGCGAAAGCGCCGGUGAAGCGAGUGAGGAAGAGAAAAAUUUUCUCCGAGAAUUGAUGACACAAUGAAAGUAAAAACUCCAACAUUGAUUCCCAAAAUUCGCUUUCGGAUAUAUUUUUAGAUAUAUUUAUUCAAAUUAAGUUUAAACUUAAAAGAAGAAGAACAAUUAUAUAAUAUAAUAUAAUAAAAUAAAAACUAAAAACAAAUACAGAGUUACUGAAAGAUCUCCUUUCCUUUCUCUCUAAUUUGGAGAGCUCGCUCUCUGUGAUCGCUUCCGAAGCUCCUAUGGCAUUUCUUGUUCGAAUCUGCUGCUGAUGUUCUCCUCCUCUUCAGUGGAAGAAGAUCUGAUGAGACUUUUUCUUCUGGAAUCGGAAACUGUGAAUUCUAUCCUGGGAUUCUCUUGACUAGUGCGAUAAACCAGCAGCAAUGGACGACAAUGGUAGCAGCAAGUUGACCGGAAUAAGGCAGAUUGUUAGGCUUAGAGAACUCCUCCAGAAAUGGCAAUCUGUCACACUUGGCUCAAAGGGUAGUAGCCCAAGUAAUGAUCAAAGUCAUGGAGGAAUUUCACCGGCAAUUAACAAAAGGUUAACAAAUGUUACGAGUUGUGAUUCGGACGAGGAGAGUUGCCAAAGUCCCGAACCACCAGCUGAUGUACCUAAAGGGUAUUUGGCGGUUUAUGUAGGGCCUGAGCUUCGGAGGUUCAUUAUUCCAACUAGCUAUCUAAGCCACUCCCUCUUUAAAGUACUGCUGGAAAAGGCUGAAGAGGAAUUUGGGUUCAAUCAUGGUGGUGGCCUCACUCUUCCAUGCGAGAUUGAGACCUUCAAGUACCUUCUUAAGUGCAUUGAGAGCCAUCCUAAGGGUGACCCUGUUGACACCUCCGCUGGAAGUUCAGUCAUUACAGAGUAAACAACCGCUUAUCUUUGCAGUGGUCCUGAUUUUUCUGGUGUAAAACAGUCUUCUUCUUGUAUGCAGAUAUCUUUUUCUUUUCUUUUUUUCAUUUUUUUUUUUCCCUUUUAAAUGACAAAAAAUAGGAAAACUUUAGUUAGCAAGUUUUCAGGUGUGUUGGCUUUGGUGCUAGAAUGGUCACUUCUCUAUUUUCCCCGGUUGGGUUGAGAGGUUGAGACCUAAUCCAAUAUUUAAUGGAAAAUAUAUAUAUAUGAAAAAAAACAGAAACACAUUUGGAUUUUCAGCA
Messenger RNA from Ziziphus jujuba (common jujube), 1275 nucleotides. Its product is annotated as protein SMALL AUXIN UP-REGULATED RNA 10. The record is from RefSeq and is a predicted model, not a curated record. Lineage: Eukaryota; Viridiplantae; Streptophyta; Magnoliopsida; Rosales; Rhamnaceae. The transcript has 3 exons. Bases 510 to 989 code for a protein of 159 amino acids. Gene Ontology annotation, biological process: response to auxin.